Molecule: messenger RNA, 2511 nt
Organism: Egretta garzetta (little egret)
Lineage: Eukaryota; Metazoa; Chordata; Aves; Pelecaniformes; Ardeidae
Gene: ULK3
Product: unc-51 like kinase 3
Exons: 14
Biological process (GO): autophagosome organization; autophagy; peptidyl-serine phosphorylation
Cellular component (GO): autophagosome; cytoplasm
Molecular function (GO): protein serine/threonine kinase activity; ATP binding
Source: RefSeq, a predicted model, not a curated record
CCUCGGCAGAGGGACACGCGUGAGGUGGUGGCCAUCAAGUGUGUGAGCAAGCGGAGCCUCAACCGGGCAUCGGUGGAGAACCUGCUGACGGAGAUUGAGAUCCUGAAGACCAUCCGCCAUCCACACAUUGUGGAGCUCAAGGACUUCCAGUGGGACAGCGACCACAUCUACCUGAUCAUGGAGUUCUGCGCCGGGGGGGACCUCUCCCGCUUCAUCCGGACGCGCAGGAUCCUCCCAGAGAAGGUAGCACGCAUCUUCCUGCAGCAGCUUGCCUGCGCCCUGAAGUUCCUCCAUGACCGCAACAUCUCCCACCUGGACCUAAAACCUCAGAACAUCCUCCUGAGCUCCCCAGAGAACCCCCAGCUGAAGCUGGCAGAUUUCGGGUUUGCACAGCACAUGUCACCAUGGGACGAGAAGCACGUUCUGCGGGGCUCCCCGCUCUACAUGGCCCCCGAGAUGGUCUGCCGCCAGCAGUACGACGCCCGGGUGGACCUGUGGUCGGUGGGCGUCAUCCUUUAUGAAGCACUUUUCGGAAGGCCGCCCUUUGCCUCCCGCUCCUUCGCCGAGCUGGAGGAGAAGAUCCGCAGCAGCCAGGCAGUUGAGCUGCCCAGCCGGCCCCCGCUCUCCCCGGAAUGCCGGGAUCUCUUAGGACAGCUCUUGGAGAGGGACCCUUUGAAGCGCAUCUCCUUUGAGUGCUUCUUCGCCCACCCUUUCGUGGAUAUGGAGCACGUCCCUGGCCCCGAGAGCCUCAGCAAGGCGACCGACCUGGUGGUGGAGGCGGUGAAGAAGGAUCAGGAGGGGGACGCCUCUGCUGCCCUCUCCCUCUCCUGCAAAGCCCUGGAGUAUUUUGUGCCAGCUCUGCACUACGAAAGCGAUGCUCGCCGGAAAGCAGCCAUCCGUGCCAAGGUAGGGCAGUACAUCUCCCGAGCGGAGGAGCUGAAGGCGUUGGUCACCUCCAGCAGCAAGAACCUCCUGCAGGAAGGGAACCCGGCCAGAGCGCUCCUUAAAGAGAUGGCCAAGGACAAGCCUCGGCUCUGCGCUGCACUGGAAAUGGCUUCUGCUGCCAUCGCUAAGGAGGAGGAAGGCAAAGAUGACGGUGACACCCUGGAGCUCUACCAGCACAGCCUGGGGGACCUGCUGCUCCUCCUGGCCGCGGAGCCUGCGGGGAGGCGACGGGAGCUGCUUCAUGCCGAGAUCCAGACCCUGAUGGCCCGAGCCGAGUACCUGAAAGAUCAGAUGAAGAUGCGGGAGGCGCGAUCUGUGGGCAAGGAGGCGCUGGCAGAGCCCGUCCGGAGCAGUGAGUCCACAUCUCCAUCCUCCAUUCCCUCUCAUCCCUUCGCAGGGGGCUUGGGUGAAAAGCGUCCCCUCUCGUGGCUGCGGUCCCGCGGCGGGGAAUAUCCCUACCACUGCCACAGCCAUGGGGAUAUUCCUGCCCGUGGGUAAUCCUGACCUGGCACACACUCCUCUUCCCCCCCAGCACGGGGUCAGCCGUGCCCAAGCCCACCCGGGCUGGGAGACGGUGCGUGCAGGCAAGUGAGAGCCCUCUGUGCCCCCCGGCACAGCCUGUACCUUGCAGUGAUGCCCGCCGGUGGGGUGGAGGAAAGACGAGGCUUUCAUCCUGACUGCGCUGGGGUAACCACCUCGGGGGCUCACCCGUGGGCUUCCACCCCCGGAGGGUCCCACAGGUGGGUCCGCGGGGCCAUCUGCCCCUCAGCCUUCCCCGGCCACAGCAGGCAGGUUAUUCCACUCCAAUUCCCUCCGCUGGCUGCAACGGGCUGAGUAUUUUUAUCCCAGCACCCAGGCUCCAGCAGAAUAUCCCCCCUGCCAAUGGCAUGUGUCUCUCUGCCUUUUCGGCUGGGUGUUUCUUCCACCUCCCACAUUCUUCUGGGGGAGCCUCGAGCGUACACACAGCCCGGCCCCCGGCAGACCCCUGCCGGUAGCUCCAGGCUGUUGGUGACAGCAGCAGGCCGGGGGUCAGGGACGCUGCCUGCACCUGCCCUCCCCUGUGCCUUUCUCAGCCAGCAACUACCUCUGCACCCACCGCCGCUCGCCCGGCCUUGAGCACCCAAUUUUGCACUGUCCCAGCCCAGCCGUACCUCCCGCUCGCUGCCGGAGCAUUGGGGUGGAGGCUUUUGCUUCCCUCAACCCGUCCGCACUGGAGUCUGGCACGCACCCUCUUGCCUUCGCCAUUUGUGUCAUGAGGUGUUAGCAGUUCUCAGCGGGGACGGGUGGAUUCUGCCUGCUCCUUGGCGGGUAUAGUCGUCGAAUAAAACAGAUGAGCCAAAAUCAAUCACCUUCAGGGACAGAGUCGCACAGCUGCCUGCAGCGAUACCUCCCUGAAGGCAGAGCCUGGGCGUCCUGUCCACUCCGCUCCUCAGGGCUCUGACAACCCGAAUAUCCAAAUUAUAUUCCCAGGAGCCCUCCCAGCCCUGCAGAAGUCACUGACCCUGGGUGGUGAGGUCUGCCUGUCCUGCAAAGCAAGGGACUUGUCUCAAAAAUGUACUAUAUGUG